GUAGUGUUGAAAUGCUUCUCAUUAGAAUCGAUUGAAAAUUUGAGCUAUAAACAGUUUUGAACAAUGAUAAUAAUACUACGGAUGGUUUUGUUCAAUCUUAUCGCAAUGAUAAUGCUGGAAUCAGGUGAAUGCAGAAAGUCAAAACCGGUGGAUUUUAAAUUCCUUUCAAUGUCAACAAUAUCCAAUCCGGAACUUUUGAAGUAUUGUAAUGUUGGCAUCACUCCCGGAUCCAAUGGUCGUUCAUUUGAUAUGAACGCUUAUUUAUUGACGAAUAUCACCAAAAACCUUUACAUUGGAUUGAAGUUUUAUACGAGAAGUAAAAAGGAAACUGAAUAUAAGGAAUUCUUUGAUUAUGGUUUCAACAUUUGCAGACUUAUGGAAGGAUUUAUGAGUCAAACUGUGGCCAGACUUUGGUCGGCGAAUUUGAAAAAAUUCAGUAAUCUACCAACUACUUGCCCAAUUCGUCACGGAGAAUAUUAUGUUCGAAAGAUGAGAAUUGAUAAAAAGAGUGUUCCAAUGGUUGCAAUAAGUGGCAUUUACAUGGCUAAGGUACAUCUUUACAUUAAAAAUGGCCCUGUGAGUAGUUUGAUUGCUAAUACAUCUCUGGAGGCGGAGAUUAAUUUUUAA
Molecule: messenger RNA, 627 nt
Organism: Eupeodes corollae
Lineage: Eukaryota; Metazoa; Arthropoda; Insecta; Diptera; Syrphidae
Exons: 3
Coding region: 64-627 (187 amino acids)
Source: RefSeq, a predicted model, not a curated record